Molecule: messenger RNA, 987 nt
Organism: Heterocephalus glaber (naked mole-rat)
Lineage: Eukaryota; Metazoa; Chordata; Mammalia; Rodentia; Bathyergidae
Source: RefSeq, a predicted model, not a curated record
AUGAUUAUCUUCAGGUUUCUCCUGGGACAUGUCGGCCUGGAGAAUUUCACUGAAGUGACCGAAUUUGUGUUGAAAGGAUUCACUGACAAUGCUGAGCUACAGACCAUUUGCUUCUUCCUAUUUCUAGCAAUUUACCUUCAUACUCUCAUUGGAAAUUUAGGGCUGAUUGCGCUGGUCAUUGGGGAUUCCCGGCUGCACAACCCCAUGUACUAUUUUCUGAGUGCCUUGUCUUCUGUGGAUGCCUGCUUUUCCUCCACUAUUACCCCAAAUAUGUUGGUGGAUUUCAUGUCAGAGAACAAAGUCAUUUCCUUCCUUGGGUGUGCAGCACAGAUGUUUUUUGCUGUAACGUUCGGGACCACAGAAUGUUUUGUCCUGGCUGCAAUGGCUUAUGACCGCUAUGUAGCCAUCUACAACCCGCUGCUGUACUCUGUGAGCAUGACACCCAGGGUCUAUGUGUCACUCAUCACUGCGUCCUACCUCGGGGGGAUCCUGCAUGCCACUGUGCACACAGGGGCCACUUUCAGCCUGUCCUUCUGUGGGCCUAAUGUCAUCCAACACAUCUUCUGUGAUAUCCCUGCUCUGUUUGCGAUUUCUUGCUCUGACACUCACAGGAACCAGCUUCUACUCUUUUACAUUGCUGGCUCUAUUGAAGUAUUUACUGUACUAGUCGUCCUGGUAUCCUAUGGUUUCAUUCUGUCAGCUAUUCUUAGGACACGCUCUGCAGAAGGGAAACGAAAGGUCUUUUCUACAUGUGGCUCUCACCUCACUGCAGUGUCCAUUUGCCACGGAACUGUUAUUUUCAUGUAUGUGAGACCCAGUUCCAGCUACACCUUGGAGCAUGACAUGAUGGUGUCCAUAUGUUACACCAUUCUGAUUUCCAUGCUGAACCCCAUCAUCUACAGUUUGAGGAACAAAGAUGUCAACCAAGCAAUGCAAAAAGUGUUUGGCAAAAAAUAGUUUAUGAAUGAAGUACAUUUUUGACCUGAA